This is a messenger RNA of Ceratina calcarata, 8134 nucleotides long. RefSeq names its product zinc finger protein 665. Gene Ontology annotation, cellular component: nucleus. Lineage: Eukaryota; Metazoa; Arthropoda; Insecta; Hymenoptera; Apidae. Gene Ontology annotation, biological process: regulation of transcription by RNA polymerase II. The transcript has 9 exons. Bases 713 to 2494 code for a protein of 593 amino acids. Gene Ontology annotation, molecular function: DNA-binding transcription activator activity, RNA polymerase II-specific; RNA polymerase II cis-regulatory region sequence-specific DNA binding. The record is from RefSeq and is a predicted model, not a curated record.
CGGUGCUCGGCUGCAUUCACGGAAGGCGCCCGAAAACGCUUCGGAAAAAGGCAUCAGGGGCAGCGCGCGUUCGUGUCGCCCAUUGUUAUCCUCGUCGCGUGUAAUGGCUACCGUGGAGUUUGUUGACGGUUCCCUGUCUGCUUGUUCGCGCAACGGCCUAUCCUGAGCCACGGUACGCAGCGACGUGGCUGUACCCGCACGGGAAUUGAAACCGAGCAGAGAGCGGAAUACCGAAAGCCGGAGGUACCGCCAAUUUUAUGCAACCGCGGAACCCGCGCUUCGUAUACCAGUCGCCGCAGCCGCCACCGCGCUUGGACGACAUGAUCUGCGCGGGUCAACGCUGCCCGUUGACAAGCGUGUAACUUGAAACUGAUUUCGCGGCAUCCAAGCAUACGGGCGAGAUAUCGCUUAACGGCGUUUGUGACCAGUGGUAAUUUUAGCGGGAUCCAACGUAGCGAACGGAAACAGUGUAUCAAUAGCAUCUGAAAUCGAUCGCCAUUGAUUUUCCGCCGCGACCACGGCCCAACCGACACGAGGAACUUGUUCUCGGAUGUUGUAUAGGACGAAAUAUCUAAACCACUUAUUAAGGUAUCGCGAGCAUCGGGAUUAGUGUGACCAGCUGCGCGGCAUUCCGCGCCGCAGUCAUGGCAACUAGAAGAUCAUCCGUUUGGCAUCCAGACAUAUAACCCGCGGCGCCCGUGUAGACUAUCACAUGGUCAAAGGCAACACAUCAAUGGCCCUAGAAUCAAAUGGCAACAACGUGGUGUGGUUGAACACAACCCGUCCUGAUCAAAUACAACAGAGCCAACCGAUCGAGCAGCCUGUGAAGUGUUCCAUGUUUACUCAAACCGAGCAAACCAACAGUUUCACUCAGACGGAGCAGAGCAACUCGAGCUACGGCGAUCAGAGACAGCAACAGGCAGCAAUGUUUGACCCACAACAAAUACAGCAGCAACAAGCUGCUCAGGGUCAACAGUCCCAACAGCAGCAGUCUCAACAGAUGUACGUUACAACCGACAAAAAGGAGGACAAGUCUCAGCAGCAAUCAGCAACUGCAGACUUUCCCUUUUAUUACAAUGUCAACAUGCUGCAAAAGGUUCAAACAAACGCGGUGAGCACGAUCGGUGCGAUCACAACCGACGACAAGGGUUGUUAUCGUUUUGAUGUGCAGCCCGUCGGUUAUAACACAUUAUUAAACCAGAUGAGCAUCGCGGCCGCGACCAAUGCCACAUUCAAAUGUGACAUUUGUGGUUUGGUCUUCGGACACAUGAGCUUGCUGAAUCAUCACAAACGGAUUCACAAUACAACGCCCAGCAAUCUUCAACAACAACCGCAGCAAGUUGUCGUGCAAACACCUACGACGGUGACUGUUGCAACCACACCAGAAAGACCGUAUACCUGUGAUGUGUGCGGAGCUUGUUUCGCAUUACCAGGAGAAUUGAAGAGCCACAAAACGAAUAUGCACCAGAAACCCAAAGUGCAAAUUUGUGAGGAUUGCGGCAGCGAGGACCCCUGUGAACAUCAUCCUACUAAAGUUAAGAAGACUAUCAAACCUGGUCAUCAUCCUGUAAAACGAAGGGGUGUCACCAGUGUUACUAAGUGUCACAAGUGCAAUGGCACAGGAAUUAUUUUCAUUGGUAAACACGACGAAAAACUAGAUUCUGGAAUCAGUUCCCUCGCAAAGUGUGGCGGCUGCAAGGCUACAGGCCGCAUCAUCAUAGGAAGCGGUAAACAGAACAGCCAAAAUCAGGCAGAGAAGCCGUUUCACUGUAACGUUUGCGACGGGACAUUCUCCAGAUACUCGUCGCUUUGGUCCCACAAGAGACUUCAUUCUGGAGAUAAACCAUUCAAGUGUGAAGUCUGUGGCUUAGCUUUCGCAAAAGCUGCUUAUCUAAAAAAUCACGGACGAGUGCACACCGGCGAGAAACCUUUUAAAUGUACUGUUUGCGGUAUGCAAUUCUCGCAAAGUCCACAUUUGAAAAAUCACGAAAGAAUCCACUCCGGUGAACGUCCUUAUCAGUGUGAAGUAUGUGAAAAGACAUUCGCCAGACACUCGACCCUCUGGAAUCACAGAAGAAUUCAUACCGGUGAAAAACCUUACAGAUGUAAUAUAUGUGGUUCGGCCUUUAAUCAAGCUACACAUCUGAAAAAUCAUGCGAAAGUUCAUACUGGUGAAAAGCCGCACAGAUGUGAUAUAUGCGAAAUUGGAUUUUCUGAUCGCUUUGCAUUAAAGCGUCAUCGUGCAAUUCACGAAAAGUACGGGCAGACCGCCCGAAAUCCGAAUUCGAAUAAUGCGAAUAACGCACAGCAAGCGAACGCCAGUAACCAGCAACAGCAACAGCAGCAGCAGCAGCAACCCCAGCAAGCGCAGCAAGGUCAACAGGUUGUCGUGGUGAACGCUACGACUCCUGUUACCGUGAGCCAAGGUCAAGGCCAAGCGGUAAUGCUCGAAGAAGUCUACAAGUGUCAGGUGACCUUCCCAGAGCCUAAAUGAUUCAGCUAGAGAAUACCUUUCAGGAGCUGGUAAAGGGGUUAAUUUUUUAACCUUUUUAAACAAACAAAAACUAUACUAAUUAAAAUACGAUACACUUGCGUGCGAACGUAUACAAACGAACGUAAAAAAAAUGUAAGGGAGAAGGUAGACAACAUUUGGAAGAGGCACGACUCCGGGGUGAACAGCACGUCGUCCGUGCAGAUUUUCUCUGGGACAAUUAUUUGGUGACAGUCGGAGGUAUUUUAAAUAUAUGACGGAUGAAAAAAGGGGGAAGGUAGAAGAGGGAAGAAGAUUCGCCAGUAGUUUUCACGGCUGGAUGUUUUCGUAAAACGUGACUCGGAAGAGUACACACGGCUCGUAGAAAAUCGAAACAAUCUCCCAACUCCGGUAAUAACGAUAUAAGAUCUUUUUGUGAAUGAGUGGUUCUGAAACGAUAUUAGGAGGAGGAAGAGGAGGAAUUAACGAGGCAAGAAUUAGUAGUAAAUCUGUUUCAUAUUUUCUCACUCGAGGUAUGCAGACGUUUUAACAUCUGAUCGAAUAACAAUCGUCCUACAGAUAUUGUAGUACUUUCUUUGAGUUUUAAACGUGAAAUUACGUUAUUUCUUUUUCUUGAGGUUUCGCGUAACCGUAAUUCCUCACAUUGAAUACAAUUUAACGAAAUGAGAUUAUAGUACAUACAGAUAAUGCAAUGGGGUUUCAUGACCUAGUGAAUCAUAAAAAAAGAAGCAUAUGUGAUACCUUCGAGUGAAUUCUUGGCUAGACAGAAAAUUCUGGUAACAUGACCACACAGAUACUAAUAAACUGUGCAAAUUAUGCAUAUUUAUGAUCGACGUAGACAAGUGUUUUAAAAUCGAAUGUUAAAAUUACACGUCGAUAGGCCUGAAGAAGAAAUUUAUUUUACACACAUGCCUGAACCUCGGCCCUUGCUUAUCACGAAUAAUGAAUUAAAAAUGAGUUCAAUAAUCGAUGCACGUUAAUGUCGGCUGUUCAUUUGAAAUGAAUAAUCAUUGAUAAAAUAAUAGUUAUUCUUUUAAGAACAACGAAAUUAUCGAUUGGUAUUAAGAUGUACUUUCCUUUUGUGAUUGUUUGGAACGGAAGUCGUGGAGUGGAACGAUAAUCGCAAUUUGAGCGAGCCCUCUUCCGUCCAGUCAUUCGGGAUCACAAUAAAGAGAAAAAAGAAAAACAGUUGCGUUACUGCAAUGACAACGACCACGAUUGAAAAGAUGAACGUAAAAGAAGUGACAAUGACGACGAAGAAUAAUGCCACGAGAGGAAGAUUUCUAUCUUACACGGAGCUGCAAUAAAUAAUAGUGAAUAUCUCUCGACGAGCAGACUAAUCUGUUUUUUAAUUUUAAGGCCGUGAACUAUAAUGGAUAUCAGUUACUAAAAAUAGUUGCUAGUUUGUAACGGCAAAAAUAGCUGACUAGAUUAUCUAUACGAUAUAUACAUAAUUAAUUUUUAUAUCCCCACUUGUUAAGUGCGAUGGCCAAACACUGUCGCUGUGAACUCUUAAAAAUAGCGGUGAAUCAGAAUCGAUUCGGUCUGUAACUUGAAAAAAAAAAAUAGGAGAGGUUUCACCGGUCCCACAGCUCCGACUGGUCGGUAACUCGUGGUGUCGAUGAUAGCAAUCGGAAUACCACUUAAACCAUUUUGUACGCAAACAUAAACGCUGUUCCUUGAAUACCUUUGUCGACUGUAUUUUUCUUUUCGCGAUUAAACAUUUUUUCCAAUAUUUUUUAAACGGUGUUGGAUAGAAUUUAUGUUUCUCCCCUCGCUGCUGUACACAUACAUGAAAUAAAUUAUUAUCUUCUAAAAUUCGCGAGGACGAGUUCGCCAACAGGAUCCACAAGUAAAAUCUUAGAUCGUGUUGUCGUCUAAACAUUAUCGUUUCUUGUGUAAAGGACGAAGGAAAUAAAUCAAGACUCAUUAUUACGAAUGAAUCAAGCCUGAAACUUACGGGUACAGGCGACAAUAUAUGGCUCGGUGAUAUCCCGUAAUCUUUUAUACAGUGUAUGAAUUGAUAAUAUUUGAUGAAUAUUUAAUUAAGAAAUACUAUUGAGAGGACUACUACAUAAAGUGUUCCACCCCUACAAUCGAAUCGUUGAGCAGGUCGGAUGGUUUAACACGGGAGGCCUGGGUUUGGGGAUUACUUUGUUUUUAUCGCUAUAACUUGUAAAAUAAAGAUAAUGCUAUUACGUUUAAUUUACCUUUAAUGUGGUCAUAAUACCUGCUACAGUAUUUUCAAUUAGAUUAGAAGAACUUUUCUCUUCGAUAUUCCCUGAAUUUUUCAUUUCGCCUGAUUUAUUAUUUUCUUGUCUGCAAGACUGAGUGGCGUACUUCAAUUCUCUUAACACUGUCACAUCUAAACUUUUAAUAGUUGAAUGUUCAGACGCCCGUUACACAGCAAUCGCUAUAGAAAUACUGGGUAGAAUUGAAUUGUUUUCCAUUCGAAACUCAAUCACUUUAGUCGUUUUAUAGCGAAAACAGUAAGCCAUGCGUUAAAAGAAGAAAUUUCCAUUCGGAGUAAACGUUUCUAUUGUUUCACUAUGUAACACUACUUUCGAGGGAGAACAGAGUCUGUAUAUAUUUAUUACCGAUUGUACGAUGUCUUCAGGUCGAAGAGGAGGGCUCUAAUCGUAGCAUUUUAUAAACCGAUUCACUUUUAUUCGAUUGUAUACAAGUGAAACCACGAAAAGCAAGCGUACGAUUCUUUAUUUGUUUGUGUAUUUACUACAAAGUGCUCAAAAUAAUUAAGAUGUAAUCUAUAAGAUCAUUUGUUUCCCUUUAAAUUUCAAUACACUUUUCAGAGUCUGCCCCAGAAUCCUCUUAAUAAUUUUGAGCAACGUCGAGCAGCAUUCUGGAAUGAAUUUCGUGACCGUUCCUCCAGAUAGUUUCUCGACUGUUAGUAGAAAUUUGUGAAUCUUUUGUAAUUAAUAUAGUCUCCGGGCCCUGUUUUUCGAGCGAAUUGUAACACACUUUCAUAAUAUUAUACUUACGUUGAUGAAAGACCUGCCGUCGCGUAAGGUCGAUCAAGAUUGUAAGUAACGAAGUCUUAGGUGAAUAAGUAAGUUUAUGAAUCGCGUCGUAGAAAUUGUCAAAGGAGAUUACGGGACCGUAUAUGAAGCAAUCUUGUUAAGAGCAUGAUUAAAAGCAUUGGUCGGUGCCAUUUAUACAUAAACGUUUCCUCGUUUCCCUUUUGCAAGUUCAACAUUUUCAAUCCAAAUCGAUAGACACUUUCCCCACGGUUACGCGUGACUCCUGGCAAUUUUACUACGCUCCUUAGAUAAUGUACUGUAAUAUGUACGAAAUGAAAAUUCGGAGCUUCCAUUUUAAUCAAAAAACGCCUGGAAGCGUUUUCCUCAGCCUCGUAGUUAACAUGUACCCGUGAUCUAUCUGAUUUUUCAAUUGUACAUACAUACACGCGCAUUGGAUCACAGAUAAUAAUUCUGCAGAAAAGAGAAACCAACAGUUUAUUGCGUUCCGUUUAACAUUGCGUCGAUUAAUUUAAUCAGCAACGAAUCCUUCCUUAAUCGUUUGAAAAUUAAGGGUCGAGGUUUCAGGGUCAUUACGAAGUGCACCAGUCUUUUGUAAUUGUGCAUGGGAUUUUCAAAGGAACAUAAGAGAGUGACGUAUGAAUUUGCAUGCCGAUAACAACCAUCGAAAACGAUCGUUGUCCUUAAAACGUUCGACCCUUUUUAUCACGUUUCCUCUGACUCCGAAGGACUGACGGCUUAAUUAAUUCGCGCACGUCAUUCACUGAAAGAUUAAUCUUUAUCUGGAUCAUAAACAGCAAAAGGAAAAUAACAACUCUUCUCGCAACAGUAUUUUUUAAUUAUGGACAACAACAGACAGCAGAGUUGACGUCCAGAUAGGGAUUAAACGGACGUACCGAGGCGAAGAUACGUAAAAAAUGUGUAUAAGUAUAUAUUGUAUAAGUCUUGUAACAUGUACAGAUUUUUCGUCCGUGCUCGAAGGAAAGUCGAAGGGUUUUUUUGUACAAAACUUUUCUCGUUAAUUGUGCGCAAGCAAAGGGAAAACGAAUUUUUCCAUUUCUCUUUCUUCUUUUCCGGUUUUUUUAUCUAUCUCUUUGUCUCUCUCUUUCUCUUUCUCCCCUUUUGAUAACGAUGUUCGUCGUCUAGCCAAACAGGAAAAGAACAAACGAAGAGGAAUGGUAGAAGAUAAGGAAAAUAUAUAAAAAAAAAGAAGGAAAACAUACGAGUACACGGUAUACGGUACGGACUAUACCGCAUUAAUGUAGAAACAUAUUCGUAAAGAUAAUAAAAAAAGCUAGUGGCGAAGAGACGUGGAAGGAAAUCAUGAAUGAAUAGAACUUAGACAUAGCGUGCAAUUUUACGGAGUUUCUUAAUUAAAUAAGGAGGGAAAAAAAGGAAAAAAGAAGAACAGGAAGGAUACAUGAAAGAUAGAACAAGGAAAUAUGCAGUCCUAUCGCGGUAUAGAUUAAUUUUUACAUGACACCACGUUGUAUGGGCAAUAAUGCUGAUCAUACGAAUUUUUGAUAAUAAAACACGUUCCUAUUAAAUUAUCUGUUCAUUGUCGUAUUGUUAAGUCUUCUGAAGUGGGGGCGAUUAGAAGAUGUGGAAAAGAGAUGAUGUCUUUGAGGAUAUAGAUUUCUGACGCUCGGGAAGAGUUGAAUGGCCUCUUUGUAAGAUAAUAAAGAAACAUCCUACUUUGAAAAGAAACGUAUAGAAGUGAAUAAAUGGUACAGGAGAACAGGAAAUAAAGAUGAUGAGGUAUGAGAUGAAAAAAGGGAGAAGCAUUGUAAUUUUUUAAUGCGACGACAAGAAAAUUAAAAGGAACAUUGGUAAACAUGAAUCUAACGACGUGAGACUGUAUAUUUAACAUAAUAAUUUAUUUUCAGGGUAUCUAUCAAGAUAUUUUUUCAUUUGCCAUUGUAAAAAAUUUGGAAGAUUUACGCACUUUCUAAUAAACUACAGUAAGUGUGUAAAAUUAUACAUAAAACCCUAAUACGAUAAGGAAGACGAAAUUAAUUAUUAUUUCCGUUCUUUCGAGGAGGACCUCGACGGUCUGUCGACACUCUCAUCGUCGAAUCCGUGAGAGUGUCGAGGACGAAGGUUGUGGUUAAAGAAAAAUAUUACUUUUAUCAUUGUAACGUUAUAAAUCAAGUGAACUGUAUUCCGCGAUGCGCUUUUUUAAAAUUAUUAAGUUUCAAUCUUUCGUUUUCCUUUGGCUUCGACUUCCGUGGUAUUUUUGUUUGACAUUAGAUCGAGGGGGAGGAAUUUAUACGUCUAACUUAGAACGAUGUAAUUAAGAGAAAUCAUUUGUAAAACGAAGCCGAAAAUAAAUAAUGGUAAAAUGGCACGCGGUGGUGGAACCACUACGAAGAAACUUGUAAUGUGUAUAAUACACGUACAUAUGCGCGCAUUUGCGCGAACACCGUUUUUGUAUGAAGGAACAGUCGUAAAGGAAAAAAAAAGAUUGUCACUUUAGAUUAGUCUGCUGUCAAUAUAACUAGAAUUAUAAUUUUAAAUGUAACAUGUAUUAUAUUGAUUAUUGCCUAGAUAAGGAAACCGUACCGAUUAAAAAGUUAGCGCACGAUUAUAUCAGACUUUAGGUAUAUAAUAAUAAAUGAUGUCCACGGGACAUUUUCAUUUUUGAAGA